Heterostelium album PN500 is the source of this 16920-nucleotide messenger RNA. RefSeq names its product type A von Willebrand factor domain-containing protein (gene mdn1). Gene Ontology annotation, molecular function: ATP binding; ATP hydrolysis activity. The transcript has 8 exons. Lineage: Eukaryota; Evosea; Eumycetozoa; Acytosteliales; Acytosteliaceae. The record is from RefSeq and is a predicted model, not a curated record. Gene Ontology annotation, cellular component: nucleus; preribosome, large subunit precursor. Gene Ontology annotation, biological process: ribosomal large subunit assembly; rRNA processing. The coding region runs from base 1 to 16920 and encodes 5639 amino acids.
AUGGCAACUACCAAUACAAAUACAAUAUCAACAACAGUUACUUUUAGAUUCAACUUGUAUCAAUCUAUACAAGUAUUAAAUUCAUAUUUAAAUCAACAACAAAUAAAUACGAGUAAUAAUAAACAAAAUAAUAAUAUUACCAAAAAUAAAAUAUAUGAAAAGUUACAAUCGAUUUUUAAUAAAAGAGAAGAACAAUUCAGUGAGAAUGAUCGUGUUUUUGCACUGGACCAAUUAUCACUGAUCAUGAUGACAGAGGUAUCAGAGAGUUCUGUGAUCGCACGUAUAUUCCGACCGUUGAUCAUUGAAUUCGUCACACGUUAUCUCAACACACAUAAAAAUAACAUUGCAAGCAUCGAAACCAUCAGUGAUGUCUUUUCAAGAAUACUUCCAAUUGCGCCACAACUUUUAGCACAGCUUACAGAUUGGUCUGUUUCAAUCAAAAGUAAUAUUAAACAUGAAGCUAACAUUAUUAUAAAAAAACAAAGUGAAUUGGAAAAUGGAAUAUAUAAUUUUGAUAAAUCAAUUUUAUUUUUAAAUAACAAUGAAGAUUUAUUGUUAAUUUCAAAAUUAGAAGAAGAGCAACAACAACAACAACAAUUACAACAAAAAGUAAAUGAAAAUUGUUUUAUUAAAGAUUCCGAUUUUUCAGGAACAUGUGUAGAUGUUUGUGGUAUUCUUUUGUUCCGUAGAUUCCAACAACAUGCUGUCGGUGAUGCACAACAAGAUAUCUUGACAAAAUCUAGACAGCAGUUGGUUUACACACCAACCGUCAGUUCAAAUCUAAAGAGUUUGGCAAUUGCCGUUGGACUUGGCAAGCCAAUCUUAAUGGAGGGUGUCACUGGUGCCGGUAAGACUACACUGGUCAACGAGUUGGCUGCACUCACCGAUAACUACAGCUCGAUGAUUAAAAUACAUUUGGGUGACCAGACAGAUUCCAAGGUUUUGUUGGGUACUUAUAUCACCUCGGACGUCCCAGGUGAAUUCAAGUGGCAGCCAGGUGCUCUCACACAAGCCGUUAGCCAAGGUCGUUGGAUCCUGAUAGAAGACAUUGACUUGGCACCAAUUGACGUGCUAUCCGUUCUGAUUUCUCUGCUCGAGAGUAGAACUCUCUUUAUUCCGAGUCGUGGUGAAGCUAUCGAGGCAGCCAACGGAUUCCAGUUGUUUGCCACUCAGACUUUGUUUGGUGGACAUUCGCGUGACCAACACACCAAUAUUCUCAGUCACUUGUGGACACGUGUCGUCAUCGAAGCAAUGUCAGCCACUGAGAUGCACCAAGUUCUACUCACACUCUUCCCAGACUUGAAGCCAUUGAUCCAAAAGUUUAUUGACACCUUCAACUUGUUGUUGCGUGUACUCUCUGGUCAAGGAGCUGCCAAGUCAAACACUAUCAAUGUCGAUCUUCAAGACACCAAUUUCCAGAUGUCAACCAACCGUUUCCUCUCAUCGAGAGAUCUUCUAAAGUGGAUAAAGCGUUGCAAUCAACGAUUGAUGCACAGCAAAAUCACACAUUUCACAUCAACUAUUCAAGAUGUAGUUUUCACAGAGGCAGUCGAUUGUUUCUGUUCGAUGAUUCCCAAGCGUAAUCUUCGUGUCAAGCUGAUCGAAGUCAUUGGACGUUGCUGGGAUCUAACAAGUGAGCGUAUCCAGCAUUUCAUCGAUUUAUACAAACCUCAGGUGCAGAUCGAUACUCAAUCGCUCAAGGUAGGACGUGGUAACUUGACAAUGUUGACCAAGUCCGAUCAAGUCAACUUAAAAUCGGCAUCUGGACAACAGAAACAACGUACUACCACCUCAACUUUUGCACAUACUAUCAACUCGCUGCGUUUAAUCGAAAAGAUAUCAGUUUCAAUUGAAUUCAACGAGCCUAUUCUGCUUGUCGGUGAGACUGGUACCGGUAAGACAUCGGUCAUUCAAUACAUUGCCGAUCAACUUAACCAAAAGUUGGUAGUACUCAAUCUCAAUCAGCAAUCCGACAGUUCCGACUUGAUUGGAGGAUUUAAGCCGGUGGAGAUGCGUCUUCUUUGCGCACCACUCAAGCAGAGAUUCGAGUCGAUGUUCAAGGACACCUUCUCAGAGACAUCCAACACUGUUUUCCUCGAGAAAAUUCAAACCAGUUUUGCCAAUCGUAAUUGGAAGUCAUUCAUUUCGCUACUCACAAAGGCAGUGCGCUUGGUUGAGAAGCAACUGAACAAAGAAAAGUCAAACAAGGAGCAAGGCACCAAAAAGUCUCUGCGUCCAGAGAAACGUCAGCGUUGGAAGAACUUUGCCGCUGAAGUUGCCACUCUUUCCAUGCAGUUCGAACGUUCCAAGAACAGUUUUGCAUUCUCUUUUGUUGAGGGAUCGCUUGUCGAUGCCAUUCGCAAGGGUCACUGGGUACUUCUCGACGAAAUCAAUCUUGCAACCUCGGAAACACUCGAGAGUUUGUCAGGUCUAUUUGAAGGUGGAUCGCUCACUCUCACAGAGAAAGGUGAAGUCGAACCGGUUACACGUCAUCCAAACUUCAAGGUAUUCGCAUGUAUGAAUCCACCGACCGACAUUGGAAAGAAGGAUCUUCCACCUGGAAUUCGUAAUCGUUUCACCGAGUUCUAUGUCGAUGACUUGGAUAACCGUGCCGACCUCUGUCUCGUUGUGAAAACACUGUUGACCGACUUGGUUCCACACCCACCCAUCGAAGAGAUUGUCGACUUUUAUUUGGCCACCAAGAAGGAAGCUCAACUGAGAUUGUUGGACGGUGCCAAUCAGAAACCACAUUUCUCACUACGUACAUUGUCACGUGCAUUACAUUACACCCGAUUUGUCAGUCAACAAUUUGGAUUCCAACGUGCUCUCUAUGAGGGUAUCAACAUGUCGUUCCUCACACAGAUCAAUCGUCAAUCCACUCCAAUCAUGGAGCAACUUAUCAACCAAUACAUAAGAAAAGGUGACGCCAAACAAUACAAACAGCCAUUGAAACAACCAUCGGAAAAACACAUUCAAAUCGAACAAUUCUGGGUACAAACAGGUGAAAAUGAACCAGUAGUUCCACAACACUACAUCUUGACCCAAUCCAUCAAAACAAACUUGAACAAUCUUGCAAGAAUUUUAGUUUCAAGAAAACAUCCAAUUUUAUUACAAGGUCCAACAUCAAGUGGAAAAACAAGUAUGGUUGAAUAUUUAGCUAUUAGAACAGGUCAUAGAUUCAUUAGAAUUAAUAAUCAUGAACAUACUGAUUUACAAGAGUAUCUUGGACAAUAUAUCUCUGAUGAUAAAGGUAAAUUGGUAUUCCAAGAGGGUAUUUUGGUUGAAGCUGUUCGUAAUGGUUAUUGGGUAGUUCUGGACGAGUUGAAUUUGGCACCAUCCGAAGUAUUGGAAGCACUCAAUCGUUUGCUUGAUGACAAUCGUGAACUUUACAUUCCAGAGACUCAAGAGAUUGUCAAACCACAUCCAAGCUUCAUGUUGUUCGCCACUCAGAAUCCACCAGGUCUCUAUGGUGGUAGAAAAGUAUUAUCUCGUGCCUUCCGUAAUCGUUUCCUAGAGUUGCACGUCGAUGACAUCCCAGAGAAUGAAUUGGAAGAGAUUCUUGGCAAACGUUGUAAGUUGCCACCUACCUACUGUAAGAAGUUGGUUGCCAUCAUGAAGGAGUUGCAACUCAAUCGUCAGGGUGCCAACCAAGUAUUCGCUGGAAAACAUGGAUAUAUUACAUUCCGUGAUCUUUUCCGUUGGGCAGAGCGUUACCCUUCAUCUUAUGAUGAACUUGGUAUUGCCGGUUACAUGCUGUUAGCUGAACGUCUUCGUAAGGACGAGGAGAAAGCAGUGAUCAAAUCUGUCAUUGAGAAACAUCUCAAGAUAAAGAUGGACAUGGAAAAGAUCUACGAUUGCUCAGCAACCGAAGAGUUCAAAGAGAUGUUGGAAAUUCUUGCAAAGGAUUUGCCACCUACCAUGGGAUAUCUAGAGAAGAUCGUUUGGACUGGUUCAAUGAAGCGUUUGUUUACUCUUGUAGGACAAUGUCUUCGUUUCAAGGAGCCAAUUUUAUUGGUUGGUGAAACCGGUUGUUCAAAGACAACAAUCUGCCAGUUAUAUUCACUUUUGACAAAGCAGCAUCUCCAUAUAUUGAAUUGUCAUCAACAUACAGAGACAGCGGAUUUCCUUGGUGGAUUGCGUCCAGUUCGUGGUCGUGAACAACUCUUGCAGAAAUUCCAUCAAUUAAUCGAACAGACUGGUUUGCCAAUUGAUCUCCAAGCAAUUCAACAACCACAUGAACAGCUAGAGCAAGUACAACAACUUGCCAAACAGUCAAGCGAUGAUAAGAAGAUUCAAGAGUUACUCAAGGAAAUUGAAGCAACUUUCAAUCAAUAUCAAUCGUUGUUCACUUGGGUCGACGGUCCUUUAGUUGAAGCCAUGAAACAAGGUCAUUAUUUCUUGAUUGAUGAAAUCUCAUUGGCAGAGGAUGCUGUUCUCGAACGUUUGAAUUCCGUUCUCGAGCCAUCGCGUCUCUUGGUUCUCGCUGAGAAGGGUGGUCUCAACAUUGAGGAGUUGCGUGGUGCUGAAUCAUUUAGAAUUAUGGCAACCAUGAAUCCAGGUGGUGAUUUCGGAAAGAAAGAACUUUCACCAGCCAUGCGUAAUCGUUUCACAGAGAUUUGGGUUCCUGCCAUCACCUCACACCAAGACUUACUUCAGAUCAUUGAAGAGCGAUUCACACCACAACUUAAAUGUUACUCACAAUCAAUGUUGGAGUUCAUCGAGUAUCUCAAUCAGGUCCAAAAGAACAAACGUACCAUUUCACUUCGUGACAUCUUGUCGUGGGUGUCAUUCAUGAAUCUUUCUAUUGAGCGUGGUUUGUUGAAGCCCGACCAAUCCUAUGUCCAUGGUGCCUGCUUGGUUCUGCUAGACGGUUUCGGAAUGGGUGCCAACUCCACUUCGGAAUCCGAUGGUCUCAGACUGAGAAAGUUAUGUCUCACACGUUUAAUUGAACAGAUUACCGAGGAAACAUCGCGUCGUGAGUUGACUGUUCACUUCCUUGAGCAUCAAGAUAAUCCUACCGCAGCAAAGAACUUUAUACAUGGAGAUCGCUUUGGUGUUGAACCAUUCUUUAUCUCUUUGAAUAAGGAACGUGCUUCAAAGAUUCAAUUCUCACUUGGAUCACCAACCACCUCAAGAAAUGCCUUGCGUGUUCUCCGUGGAAUGCAAUUGCCACGUGCCAUCCUAAUUGAAGGUUCGCCAGGUGUCGGUAAGACAUCGCUCAUCACUGCCAUUGCACAAGCCACUGGAAAUCAAGUGGUUCGUAUCAAUUUGUCAGAGCAAACCGAUAUUAUGGAUCUGCUAGGUUCUGAUCUUCCUGUAGAGGGAGGUAAAGGUGGACAAUUUGAGUGGCGUGACGGUAUCUUCUUGAAGGCUCUCCGUGAAGGUAGUUGGGUUUUGUUAGACGAGUUGAAUCUUGCAUCACAAACCGUGUUGGAAGGUCUCAAUGCUUGUUUGGAUCAUCGUGCUGAAGUAUUCAUUCCAGAGCUUGGAAGAACAUUCGCUUGCCAUCCUUCAUUCCGUGUCUUUGCCUGCCAGAAUCCAUUGCAUCAGGGUGGAGGACGUAAGGGUCUACCAAAGUCAUUCUUGAAUCGUUUCACUCAGGUGUUUAUCGACCAAUUGGAUGCCAGUGAUCUACUGUUCAUUACCAGUACCAGAUACCCACAGAUCAAACCAGAGGUAUUGGCAAAGAUGAUUGAGUUCAAUCGUGUAUUGCAUCACGACUCUAUGGUCGAUCCAAAGUUUGGAAGAAAGGGAUCACCAUGGGAAUUCAAUCUUCGUGACAUUUUCCGUUGGUGCGACCUUGUUGUCGCCGAUAGUGAACACCUUGCCAACUACGGACGAUUCGUAGAUCUCAUCUACUUGCAACGUAUGCGUACCAAAGAAGACAGACUCUAUAUCCAGUCACUCUACAACCGUCUCUUUGCCGAAAAUCCAAUGGAUUUCGAGGAUCAAUCGUUGCCUCAAUUCUCAUUGACACCGCAAUAUGUCCAAAUCGGAAAGUCACUGGUCCAUAGAAAACAACAGCAUUCCGACAUUGCCAAUUCCAACAAUCUUCAGGUACUUCAACGUUUGUUGAAUCCUCUAGAAUCAAUUCUCAAAUGUAUUGAAAUGGGAUGGAUGUCCAUUCUCAUUGGAUCUACCUCGACCUCCAAGACAUCAUCGAUUCGUCUGCUAGCACAACUCACUGGAAACACUCUCUACGAGUUCUCCAUGAAUAGUUCUGUCGAUACCACCGAGUUAUUGGGUGGUUUCGAACAAGUUGAUUUGGUUCGUCACCAAAAACGUAUUGCCAAUGCAACCAAAUCGUUGAUCGAUGCCAUCUCUGGUGACAUCUUACAACAAAUGACACCAGAUGCCAAUGUUAUUAAUUCAUCGAUUGCCGCGGUUCAAGACAUUCACCAAGCAUGGUCAAUCUUUAAGACACGCUCUUCAUUUGUAGAUCUCAGUAUCCACAGCAGUCCUAAAUCAGCCUCGACCACAACCAAUACUCCAGCAAUCGAUAUGGAGCAAUUCAGUAUAUUGAUACAAAUUCUCGGUGCACUCGAAAAGGUUAUCCAACAAUUCCCAGCAUUUGAGCGUGCCAAUCAAUAUCUUGAAGAGAUUCAAACGAUUCACCAACAGAUCGAUCGUCUUAAACUCAUUGAAAACGAAUCGGUCACAGGUUGUUUCGAGUGGAUCGAUGGUCUAUUAAUAAAGGCACUGGAAACAGGUGCCUGGAUUGCCAUUGACAAUGCUAAUUUCUGUAAUCCAACUGUACUCGAUCGUUUGAAUCCUUUGCUUGAGAACGAUGGUGUUCUCAUGUUAUCUGAACGUGGUAUGGUCGAUGGUGAAGUAAAGAUUAUCAAGCCACAUCCCGAUUUCCGUAUCUUCUUGACAAUGGAUGACCGUAAGGGUGAGAUAUCUCGUGCCAUGCGUAACCGUGGUAUUGAAAUCUAUCUCUUUGAGGCCGAUAUCACUAUGGACUCGAACGUCAUUGACAACACACGUCUGCUUGCUGCUCAAGGUAUUCCAUCAUUAGCACUUGCACGUCAGAUGAUUGCCUUCCAAACCUAUGUACUCCAACAGUUUGGAUCUACCAUUGAGAAUCCAAUUACGCUCUCACAUAUUAUCUAUUGGGGACGUCUACUUGUUGACUUGCUUCAACGUGGUUACUCACUCGCUAGAGCUUUGCACAUCUCAAUGCAACAGAUAUUCAUACGUCCACGUCGUCACAACAGUCAGAGAGAAGCAAUCAAUAGACAUUUCCACACAUUGUUCUCAGACGCACAAUUAAAGUCAAUGUUACUCAACCAAGAAUCCAGCCAAUCUUUGGAAUCACUCGGAUUCUUCCCAGUAGAUCAUUUCGAUCUUCUUAGUCGUUCCACUCAGUACGCUCUUAACAAGGAUGUUGCAACACUCAAGCAUUUCAACUUCCAACAUGAAUUCAACCAGAAUCAAACUAAAAUCAUGAAUGAAACAAUGAUUAACAGUAUCAUUGAGAAUCCAUCCAAGUAUUUGUUAUCCGUACCAACUUGGUUGUUAUCUGCAGUCCUAUUCAACCCGUCUACCAACAAAAAUGAAUUACAUACCAUCAGUGAGCAGCAACAAGUCGAUCAACAAAGUAAAAUCGGUCAAUAUAUCCAAUACUCUGGACUAUACUUUAUCGAAUCGAUUUCAACUCACAAUCAAAAGGAACGUUUGAAAUGGUUGAAGCAACAACAACAACACUUUGGAAAAGCUCAAUGUGAUAUGUAUACAAGUGUUAUCAAGUCAUUAUUUGCUAGCCCAUUGUACAGCUCUUUCGAUGUAAAGUUGAAUCAAUUGUUGGAAAAGUUGUCACUUCCCAAGUAUCUAGCCGAUUUCCAAGGUCACCAAUGGAAGAAUAACGAGUCACUCUUUGAGUUACUCUCUGAAAAGUCAUCGGCCAAUCAAGAAACCAAACAAGAUUGGCAAUCCAUUGUCCAUUUCAUGGACUUGCUCAAGAUCUUGUUGUUCCACCACUUCCAGUCAUAUCUUCAACAGAGAAUCUAUUUGGCCGGUAUGAAAGAAACAGUGUCAAGCAAUAUGACACCGGUAUUACAAUCGUACUUGUGCUCUGCUAAAAAGAUUUCAAAGGAAUCGCUCACCUCUGAGAUUAUCAUGUAUCUCUAUCCAUUCUUCAAGUCACUCUCUGAACAAUUUGAACAGUGGGUAUCUUCGAUCGUGCAGGUACUCGAGAAGCCAAGCGAAUCACUCACCACCAUCAUACCAAUGGCCAAGAUUGAACAUCUUGUUCGUUUGAUGGCCAAUUUCUGGAAGAGUUUGAAUGUUGCUCCAUCGUUCAGUCUCGGUGAAUUCAUCAUUCGUUGGAAGUGGAUGAUAAAAGAAGUUCGUUCGAUCAACCAGAUGAAUCAAUCAUUGUUUGGUAUCUCUGCAAAUCUCAACACUGUUGCCGAGCAUAUUCAACGUCAAUUGAACCAAUCCAUGUUGUUUAGCAAUAACAAUCGUCUUUGGAAACAGAAUGGACAUCCUAUUGUAAUGAAGACCGAACAACUCGUUCAAUUGGAUCAAGAGUUCUUGGAUCUUGCACAAAAGGUUCAAUUCAAUCAUCGUGCCAUCAACGAAUCACCACUCUUACACCCUAUUUCCUUUAUUACACAAGAGUGGAGAUCUACAUUUGUUGAGGCACUCUCCACACUCUAUUGGAUCAACUAUCAGUAUUAUGAACAUGACCAACGUGCUGCAGACAAUCAAUCCAAUCCACCUGCUCUAGGACUAUCUGCCAUGGAGAAUGCCAAACAGUUGAUACCAUCUCUAGUCGAAGUUCAGUCCGUUUUGAAAUCGAAACUGGAAGCACUCCAACAACAGAACAACAAGAUGAAUAGUAACACCAUUUCAACAACAAUUGACCCCGAGCGAGGUGCUAUGAGUGAAGAGGAGCAAAAGGCUGCUGCUCAGCAUGUUGGAAGUGUCAAGUUUGAUCUAUCGACACUCAGACACAGUAAGAGCGGAAUGUGGCCAUUGUUCCAACAUAGUUCUGCGUUGCUGGAGAGUUCUAUUAUUUCUCGUUUGACAUUGCUCUUGUUGAAUCACAAUCUUGAUACAACAAAGGGAGUUGUCAAAGUCGAUCAAAUUCUCCCAAUGAUCAGCGGUUUGAUCGGUGAUCUCUCCACUUAUCUUGGAAACUCACUUUCAGAUCAGACUGUUGUGAAUCCAGUUUCGUUGGUUCCCUACCAAAAAUUGAAAUGGAUGUUAGAAGGUAUCCAGGAAUCAACCAAACGUGGUACUUCCAAUGUCAACAUUGGAAUCGUGGAAGUACAAUCGAUCAUUCAUUCGAUUCUCUUUAAUUGGAACCAAACUUUGUGGAAUAACAGUUUCAAUGAUCUCUCUUAUCUCGAGAGAUCAUCAAAGCCAAGCUAUUUGUUAGCCAACAAAUCAGUACCAUUACCUGUUACCACUAGAUUUGAUUCAAUUACACUUGGAAGUGGUCCACCUCGUUUAUUCCAAAGUAUUCAAAGUAUAUUCUCGUUCUACCUGACCAAUGAAUUCCAAUAUACAACCCUUCAAAAUGUUCCAAACAAAAUCAGCCAAAUCCAAUCAUUGAUCAGUCAUAUCGGUAGUUUACCAUCGAAUCCAAAGUCAAUCUAUCAAACAGAGUGGGUUUCCUAUGUAAAUCUUCUUUUCGUUACCGUUGGUUGUUUCGUUAAAUUAUAUCAGUCUGAAGAUCAAUCGCAACUGCUCAACCAAUUGCUACAACUCGGUCAACAAGUUGGUCAAUGGUCAAUGUCUGCCGAGCUCGUUGAACAGUUAGCCGGUCUUCUCAAACGUAGCAGCAACUCAACAUUUAAUCAACACAUUGAAAAGUUGAUUGUUCCAGCACUUGAAACUCUACACAAACGUUUGAAAGAACCAGUUGUCAGUACUCUUGACGACCAGACCAUGUUGGGUAAAUUCUCAUUGUUGGUUUCUUGCUUCCGUGUCCUCUGGUUGCUACCUGUACAUCCAGUCGAUCCCACUCAAAAGUAUUCAGUAAUUCUCGACUAUUCCAAGGAGAUUUUGAAUCAAGUCGAAGAUGAGUUGUAUAUUCGUCAGUUGAUUGAACGUCAACAAACUGGAAAGCAAACCAAUCUUAUGAUCAGAGAAUUGACCACCAAGAAGGAGGAGAUUGACCAACAACUCACUCUUCAACAGAAACGUAUUACUUUGCGUCCAGUGCCAGGACAAUUCGAACAUCUACAUAGAGAUCUCACUCAAUUCGUCGCACAAUUCGCUCAAAUCGAUAAGAUUGUAGAUUUGGUCGAUCAGUUUGAGCGUGGAACCACCGAACUCGUUGUAUUAUUCACAACCGAGUCGAUGUGGCAAGAGAAAUCCGAUAACUUUAUCAAUUCACUCAACAAGAAGUAUCAUUUGUACUAUAGAGAUAUCUCUGUACCAAUUGCAACUGCAGUUCUUCAAAUGAAAUAUGGUUUGAGAAUGAUGUGUGAUGCCACCAAACAUCGUUCCAUCUCUGCCUCUGGCGAUGUCAACAUGCUCCAACUCCAACAGGUUCUCAACACUGUGUGCAGAUUCCCAAGAUUCGAUCACAACAUCGAUCCUUUGGCUAGUUGUGAACAAUUGGUAUCGAGAGAGACAAUCCAAUCGAUUCGUAAUAUCUUGAUUUCUCGUGAUUCCACUGGUGACUCUACCAGCUCUUCCGAUUCCAACUACCGUGUCAUUGCACUCCUAGUGAAAUCUUCGGUUGCACAACUCUUUUCACAUUUGGCCAACAGUAAAUAUCUCACCAGUGAUAUUCUCAGAUCGGUUGACUCUAUCUUUAGAAUAUUCAUUGAGGAGUAUAAACACCAGGAAGAAGAGCGAAAGGCUGCUGAAGCAGAGGCCGCCCAAACUGUCAAGUUCCGUACCAAGUCACACAAGAUGGAGACAAUGGAAGAACGUGAUGAACGUGUAUUCCUUACUUCAUUCCCUAAUUUCUACAAGGAAUUCUCAGACCUCGAGGAUAUUCUCAUUGAUUCAUCGAUGGCAGUUGAUGAUGAAGCACCACCAGCACAAUCUCAGUCUACCGGUGGAGAUGCUAAUGACAACGAAGAGGAUGAAGAUGCUAUUCUCUUUAACCAAGCCAUUACUGAUGAAGAGAUUCAACAGAUCUAUUUAAUUCACAAGCAGCUAUUUAGUCAAUUGGAUGGUAUUUCAUUGCCAUCGAAACAAGUCCAAUUGGAAAUCAAUGAGAGAGAUCGUGUCAAAUUGUUUAAGAUGUUCUAUGAAUGUGGUAAUUUGUUGCUCAAAGUCAUGGAUCAACGUGCUCCAACUAAAUUCGAUCAAGAUUCACUUGGUGCCCACCUUCUCAAUGCCAUUCUCGUUAAAGAGAAACUCUCUGAGAAUCCACCCUCUAUGAUAACCUAUUCAAAGCUCGAUAAGAACUUCAAAUUCAUCAAGCAGGUUUCAUCGCUCGGUAGUAACGCCAAUGAUUCUGUUCUGAGCCAUGACACCACCGUAUACAACAUCUACACUGACAGCAAUAUCGCAGAGAUUACCAUUGUCCGUGAACCACUUAUUGCACUCAAGAAUCGUAUUGCCGAGUUGCUAGUGGAAUUCGAAGAGCAUCCAAUUCUAUCGUUGCUCCUCAGACUUUGUAAUCGUAUUCUCGAAUGUCCUUCGAGCGAUCCACUCAUCAAGAUUGUCACAGGUUUGGAGUUACUAGUUAGAAAGGCACAAGAAUGGGAAGCAUUUGCUCACAAACUCAUUUCAUUGAGAGAGCCACAUCUCAACACUCUGUUCCGUAUUAUCACUCGUUGGAGAAAGUUGGAGAUUGAAUCCUGGCCAACAGUAUUCCAGAACCAAGAGAGACAAUGCGAGUUAAAGUCACUCAAGACUUGGAUGUCACUCUAUGAAAUUGUCAAUGACACACCAACCAUAGAGGUUCUCGAAGAUCAAGACCAGCUCAAUGCUCACUUUGAGGAAAUCUUCAAGACAUUACAAGAAUAUCUUUACACUUCAUCGUUUGGAGAGUUGACUACUCGCCUAGCCACUUUGAAGACAUUUGACAGUCAACUAUUGGCAUCGGUACAGUUGUCAGAGAAUAACGUUGAGAAGCAAUACAAGUUGCGUCUUUCCUACAUUGUUCAUAAUCUAUACAAGUAUUUCUACAACUUCUUGCCAGUAUUCGAAAAGAAGUUGGCACAACUCAUUCAACCAAUCGAAGAGAAAGCUAUUGAAUUCAUUAGAUUGGCUCGUUGGGAAGAUAACAAGUUGUUGACUCAAUACGAAAGAUUGAAAGCACACAUUGAAAAGUCACACAAGACACUCGCCAAGAUCACAAUCAACUACAAGAAUGUCCUGGCUCAACCAGUAUUCAAGAUCUUCACAGAGUUGGAUGCCGACAAAUUGGAUUUGGAACACAUUUCAAUCAAUGGAGUCAAGCAACAAAAGAAGACAACAAAGAAGUCCAAGAAUUCAGUUCAAGCCGCAAUUAGCUACGAGGUUUUGGAUCUCAAUGAUUGGAUUCAACUUGGUGGUAAUCGUUAUCACUCUAACCGACAAGAUAUCGCACCGAUUUCUGUAGAACAAGUUUUACAAGCUAGAUUCCAGCUUCAGAACGCUGAACUUCAUCAAAAUCAACUUGGUUUACUGAGCCGUAGAUUGGCCGAUAUCGCUCAAAAGGAUAUCCUAGAGUGUCAAGCAUAUGAAAUGGUUCAUCUUGGUGUCGAAACACUCGACCAAUUGGCAGGUGAAAUCAUUGAGCAGACCAACCAUUUGUCAACAAACGACGAUGUCAAGCGCAAAGAAAAGCAAUUUGCAUUGCAACAGUUGAUCGGUAAAUUGACAGAUCUCGGUGUCCAAUACCGAUUGUCAUUCUAUCCACAAGAGCAGCUUCAAACCAACUAUCUCUUUAAUGUGCCAUCGAUCGUUGACUCUGCAUUGUCAGUGACAUCGUCCAGCAAGCUGAUCAAUGGUAAUGCAUUGAUUCAUCAAGCCGAUGCUUACUACUACCGUAUUGUAGCUCGUGUCAAUAUCCUCCGUCAGAAAUCAUUGGAGUUCCAUUCAGAUCUCACUCAACGUGAGGUACAAAAGACAGGUGGAUUCGUCGAGUACCUUCUCUCGCAACUCAUUCAACAGCGUUCAGAGAUUAUCCAAUAUCUUGAGCAGUUCAAUGUGUUCAACUCAUUCGUAUCGCUAUUCAAUAGCUUGGUGAGUGAAUCCAGCAACACCAUUGCAAACUCACAAACACUUGUUCAACGUUGUCUCCAUUCUCAACAAUAUCAGUUCAACAAGAUGACAAAUCUCACCAGUGAACUCUGCUUAUUGGCAACCAAACAAAACGAUUACCUUCCAUCGGAAUCAAAAUCAAUGUUGAUUGAACUCAACAGUAGAAUUGCCACUCUCAAACAAUCGGUUGACAAUGAAAUUGGAAAGGGACGUCAGCUCUACCAGUUCCUUGACAAGUCACUCACUGUUGCUACAAGCCAGACCUAUCAAUUGCUUGUUGAUAAUAUCGAAACCAUCAAAUCUAUCGUUAGCAAAUCACAAGAAUUCAUUCAAUCUCUUGGAAAUAACCAAAAUAUUUUCAUUUCUCCAAUUAAUCAAUUAAUUCAAUCUUCAAAUGAAUUGAUAAACAACUGGAAUAAUGAUAAUAAUGAAGUUUCAAAGAUUAAUAGAGAAUCAGAUCCAGAAUCAGUUCAACAAUUUACCAAUGUAUUGGAAAAUAUAAUUGGUCAUAUUUUGUUAUCUAUUCAAAAUAAGAAGAAACUUUCAAACUCUAUUCAAAAGAAGGAGGUUUUAGAUACCAAAGAAAAAGAUCAAGAUCAAGAUGAAGAGGAACAAGCUGAAUAUGAAAUUAUUGAUGGACAUGUUUCAAAGCUCUACAGUUAUCUUUCAAAGCAACUCUCAAUGUUACAUCUUGAUACAUUAAAUAUUGAAUUCAAGAAUCUUCAUUCUUUAUUGGUUCAAGAUAAAUUUACAAUUGAAGAAUUGAAUUUGAUAAAGAUGAAAUUGAAUCAAGUUCAACCAAUGUUAAAUCAAUUCCUUUUGAUUUCCAAUCAAUCGGUUAUGGAUAUGUUUGCUCUUCACAAGACUGUCUCCAAAUUAGAGUAUAUCAUAACUGGUGUGUUCCUUCAGUUGUACAGUAAAGGUUUCUGUAAGAAAGAGGAUCAAGAUACUGAAGCCGAUGGUGAUGGUUCAGGUGAUUUUGAAGACGAUGUCGAGGGAACCGGUAUGGGUGAAGGUGAAGGAAAGAAAGAUGUAUCCGAUCGUAUCGAAGACCAAGAGCAAAUCAUGGGAACCAAAGAUGAAAAGAAAGAAGAAAAGGAGGAGAAAGAAGAUGAUAAGGAUGAAGAUGAAGAGGACAAGGACAAAGGAUUCGAUAUGGAGAAUGAUUUCGAAGGUGACAUUAAUGACGUCAAGAAAGAUGAAAAGGACGACAGUGACCAGGAAUCAGAAGAAGAAGAAGAACAUGACAAAGAGAUGGGUGAGCUCGAGAAACCAGAGGAUAACGUCAUCGAUGAGAAACUCUGGGGUGAGGAAGAUGUCCAAGAUGAAGAGGAGCAAAAAGAAGAAGGAAAAGGUGAAGAAACCAACUCUGAUGAAGUCAUGGGUAAGGAUGAAGACGAGCAAAAGAAGGAUGACAAGAAGAAGAAUGAUGACAAGAAGAAGGAAGAAAAGAAGAAAGAAGAAAAGAAAGAAGAAAAAGAGGAGAAAGAUAAGAAUAAUGAAGAAGAAGGAGAAGAUGAAGAUAGUGAAAUGGGCGAUGAAGAAGACUUUGUAGGUGAAGAUGAGGAUCAAGUAGAGAAUCAAGAGGACCCAGAGGAAGAUCAUCAUUUGGAUCAAAGAAAAGAUGAACAGUUUGAAAUUCCAGAGAAUAUGGAAAUUGAGGAUGAAGAAGAAGAACCAGGAGCUGAAGGUGAAGAGAAAGAAGAGGAUCCAUUUGAAAUUCCAGAAGAUGAUGGAAAGAACAAUGAUGAAGAAGGCGAAGAUAAGGAUAAGGAAGAUGAAGAGAAAGACACUGAUGGAUCCGAUGCCGAUGAAGAGAAAGAUGACGAAGAGAAGGAGAAUGAAGAGGAAAAUGAACAAGACUUUGACGGUGGUGAAAACAAAGGUGCUGAUAUGGACCAUGUUGAGCCUGAAUCCGACAAGGAAGAUGAGAAAGAACAAGAGGAAGACAAUGGAACCUCCCUUACAGCCAAUGAGCAAGACCAACCUCAAGAGUCUGAGCAACCACUCGGUGUCAAGGACAAGACUGGUAUGAAGUCAAACUCUGCCAAUCAGGAACAAGACGAAGAGGAUCCAGAGAACAAGGACGAAGAUGCUGGUGAUGACAAUGGAACUGCCUUACCAACUCCUUCAAACGACGCCAACAAUUCAUCGCUCAAGAAUAUGCGUAAUCCAAAUGCACAACAACAAGCCGCUCCACAAAAGAAACAGAAGCCUCAAAUCGAUCCAAAUCCAUACAGAUCAUUGGGUGACCUCCAGAAAGAGUGGAAGAAGAAACUAAAGAUGUUGAACGACGAUGAACAAACCGAAGAUACCAACAUCGAUGAGAAAGCUCCAAAACAAGAUGACUCUGCUCAGGACAAAGAGGAUCAACAAGAAUAUCAAUACAUUCCCGAGGAUAAAGACAACAAGGAAGUAGAUACUGAGCAAGCACUUGGUGCUGCAACAGAGAAUCAAAUGCAAGAGGAUCAUCCUAAACAACAAACCGAGUCAGAAGAUGAUGGCCAAGACGACGAGAUGGACAUUGACCAACAAGAGAUUCAACAUAAGGAUCAUCCAGAGAACGAACAGAAACUCCCAGAUAAAAAGACGGCCACAAUGUCUAAAAUGCCAAUGGCCGAGAACAAACCAAAGAUCCAAGAGGAAGCCGAAGAAGAAGAGAAACUCAAAGAAAAAGAGAACGAGGAUGAAACCGAAGGUGAUACUGAUGUUCUUACCAAAGACAAGUCCAAAGAGAACAUCUCACGUGAAGGUGGAAUCAAGGAUGAAGAUGCUGAAAUGUCAGAAGAAGAUGAUCAAGACACCGCCGACGAAGAUCAGCAAGUAGACAAGAGAAAGUUGACUCGUGACGAUUUUGACAAGAUGAGACAAGAUCUCGAGCAAUGGAAGGUUGAAAACUCCAACAAACUAGAGUAUGGUAAUGAACUAUGGAAGAAGUACGAACAACUUACAAGCGAUCUAUCACAAGAUCUUUGUGAGCAACUUCGACUCAUUCUAGAACCAACUUUGGCAACAAAACUUGAAGGUGAUUACAAGACAGGUAAGAGAAUUAAUAUGAAAAAGGUAAUUCCUUAUAUUGCUUCUCAGUUCAAGAAGGAUAAGAUCUGGCUGAGACGUACCAAACCAAAUAAGAGACAAUAUCAAGUGUUGUUGGCUAUUGAUGACACUGAGAGUAUGGCAAUCUAUCACUCAGGUCAGUUUGCAUUGGAAGCAAUGACAAUGAUCAGUAGAGCAAUGUCUCGUUUGGAAGUUGGUCAACUUGGAAUCAUGAGAUUCGGUGAAGAUGUCAGUUUGGUUCAUUCCUUCGACCAGCCAUUCUCUGACCAGUGCGGUGCCCAAAUCAUCCCGCAAUUUACUUUCAAACAGGGUAAGACAGAUAUGGUAACAUUCCUAUCGAAAUCAAUUCAAAUCAUGGAGAUGAACAAACAGAUGCAGUCGUCAGAGGCUGCCGCUCAGUUAAUGUUUAUCGUAUCUGAUGGUUGGUCACUUCGUGAUCCAGAGAACACCAAGAAGUGGCUACGAGAAGCAAAGAAUAAGAAUUUAUUCAUUGUAUUUAUAGUAAUUGAUAAUCCUGUCAACAACCAUAGCAUCUUAGAUUUCGAAUCAAUCUCAUUCAACAAUGGAAAGAUUCAAAGAACAAACUACAUGAAUGAAUUCCCAUUCCCAUAUUACGUUAUUCUUAGAUCACUUGAGAAUCUUCCACAAAUCUUGGGUGAUACUCUCAGACAAUGGUUCGAAAUGAUUAAACAUAUCGAAUAA